AUGAUCUCACCACAAAAUACUAUUUUUAGGUGGUUCAUCGGUCUUCUUUUUACUUUGAUUCUUCCAUGCAUAAACUCAGCGAUGGAAUUGCGAUAUCCCUCGCUUUACAUAUCAAGUUUAAUCAUCCAGCUGAUUACCUUGCCUUUUGGUAAGGCACUGGAAAGAAUCCUCCCCCAGACAAGAUUCAACACAUUCGGGUUCGUCUGGUCGUUGAAUCCGGGACCGUUCAACAUCAAGGAACAUGUUUGUAUCACGGUGAUGACCAGCGUCGCAACUCCGGGGUAUGCGACAGACGUCAUACUAGCUCAGCGGUUCUUCUAUCAUCAAACAUUAUCAUUUGGAUACCAACUGCUUCUUGUUCUCGGCGUUCAGGCCUAUGGGUUCUCAUUGGCCGGUAUUCUUCGCCAGUAUGUCGUCUGGCCGCCUAGCAUGAUCUGGCCCGGGGCGAUCGUUAAUUGCGCUCUGUUCAAUACUCUCCACAAGACUUAUGGACAUCACGAGCGAGGAGGGAUGACCCGCGAGAGAUUCUUCUUGCUCUUCUUCAUCGGCAGUCUUGUCUACUAUUUCCUCCCCGGCUACCUCUUCACCGCCCUGAGUGUUUUCAACUGGGUAUGUUGGAUUGUACCGAAUAACGUCACGGUGAAUUCGUUGUUCGGUGCAUAUGGGCUAGGCAUGAGUGUCUUGACGUUUGAUUGGACGAUGAUAUCAUAUCUGGGCAGCCCGUUGGUAACUCCCUGGUGGUCUGAAGCAAAUGUUAUGGUUUCAUUUGUGCUGUUUUUCUGGUUCAUAGCCCCCAUCAUGUAUUUCAGCAACGCCCUGAAUACAGCGUACAUGCCGAUAUCAUCAUACUACUCGUAUGACAAUACGGGGUCGACUUACAACGUCAGUCUCGUUAUCACCGAUGGCAUCCUCGAUUACGACAAAUACCAGUCUUACUCUCCCAUUUUCCUUCCUGCGACCCUGUGUCUCGCCUACGGGCUGAGCUUCGCCAUGUUCCCUGCUGUCGUCGUCCACACGUUUUUGUGGUUCCGCCAAGAUAUUGUUCGUCGAUUCCGAUCAUCUCUGAAGGAUGAACGUGAUGUUCAUUCGCGGCUGAUGCAGGCGUACCCUGAAGUCCCUCGUUGGUGGUAUGCGGUCGUCGGCGUAUUCGGCAUCGUCUUUCUGUUUGUGGCCAUUGAGAUAUUCCCCACUCAGCUCCCCAUAUGGGCUGCUCUCAUUGCGAUCCUGUUUUCAGCGGUGACUGCACUUCCGUUGGCUAUGAUUCAUGCCGUCUCGAAUAUGUCCAUCACAUUCAAUGUUAUGUGCGAGCUCAUCGCAGGAUACAUGCUCCCCGGAAAGGCCAUCGCCAAUGUUAUCUUUAAGUCGGUGGGAGUGAUGGGCUCAACCCAGGCUGCUACCUUUUCUGGGGAUCUGAAGCUAGGCCAUUAUAUGAAGAUCCCUCCGCGGACGAUGUUUUCGAUUCAGGUGGUUUCAGUGAUCAUAGCGGCUUUUGUGUCGGUGGGCACCCAGAAUUGGUUGUUUGCGAAUAUCGAAGAUCUAUGCUCGUCCACGCAGAAAGAUGGAUUUGUCUGUCCUUCCUCGAAUACAUUUGCUACGGCGUCUUUCAUCUGGGGCGGUAUCGGACCUUCUCGGGUCUUUUCGCCUGGCGCAUCAUAUAAUUCGCUCUUAUGGUUUUUCCUUCUCGGCGCCCUUCUUCCCAUCCCCUGCUACUACCUCGCACGUCGCUUCCCACGUUCAAGUUGGCGAUAUGUCAACAUCCCUGUUUUCUUUGCCGGAGCGUUAGCCAUUCCGCCGGCAUCAGGGAUGAACUACGCUUCGUGGGCGCUCGUUGGAUUUAUAUUCAACUUCUAUAUUCGCCGCCGGUACUUCCGUUGGUGGAUGCGAUACAACUACGUUCUCUCAGCGGCCCUUGACGCCGGCACUGCCGUCGCUAUCGUUCUUUUGUUCCUCUGUUUACAACUCCCGAAGGGUGGGAUUGAAUUAAAGUGGUGGGGCAAUACAGUUUGGCAACAUACAGCGGACAAUCUGGGUACACCCCUGAAAUCUCUAAAUCCAGGAGAGACUUUUGGACCAUCAACUUAG
Messenger RNA from Desarmillaria tabescens, 2082 nucleotides. RefSeq names its product OPT oligopeptide transporter. Gene Ontology annotation, biological process: transmembrane transport. Lineage: Eukaryota; Fungi; Basidiomycota; Agaricomycetes; Agaricales; Physalacriaceae. Gene Ontology annotation, molecular function: oligopeptide transmembrane transporter activity. Gene Ontology annotation, cellular component: plasma membrane. The transcript has 6 exons. The record is from RefSeq and is a predicted model, not a curated record. The coding region runs from base 1 to 2082 and encodes 693 amino acids.